This is a messenger RNA of Procambarus clarkii (red swamp crayfish), 6660 nucleotides long. Its product is annotated as potassium channel subfamily K member 2. The record is from RefSeq and is a predicted model, not a curated record. Gene Ontology annotation, molecular function: outward rectifier potassium channel activity; potassium ion leak channel activity. Lineage: Eukaryota; Metazoa; Arthropoda; Malacostraca; Decapoda; Cambaridae. Gene Ontology annotation, cellular component: plasma membrane. Gene Ontology annotation, biological process: potassium ion transmembrane transport; stabilization of membrane potential.
GUCAUUUGUUUGCAGGGAGACGAACAACGCCCGCUGAUUGGCUUAUCCACAAAGGACUGACGUCACAACUAAGCCACUGGUUCCGCCCACCUGGAGUGACGUCACAACUAAGGCAUUAGCUCCGCCCACCUGGAGUGACAUCACAACUAGGGCAUUAGCUCCGCCCACCUGGGGUGACGUCACAACUAAGGCAUUAGCUCCGCCCACCUGGAGUGACGUCACAACUAAGGCAUUAGCUCCGCCCACCUGGAGUGACGUCACAACUAAGGCAUUAGCUCCGCCCACCUGGAGUGACGUCACAACUAAGGCAUUAGCUCCGCCCACCUGGAGUGACGUCACAUCUAAGGCAUUAGCUCCGCCCAGCUGGAGACUAUUUAAAACCUAGCAACUGGCUCCUCCCACUUACAGUGACGUCACAACUAAGCCGCUUGCUCCGCCCACCUGGAGUAUGGUCAACUCUACCCUCCACGCACAGUAUAGUUGAGACCCGCUAUAACCACUCCCCACACUAGCACCCACACAAGCAGUUAACGCCCUUCACAAUAUCAUGUUCAACGACCCACUAAAAGAUUCGCGUCCGGCGCGCUAGAGAUGACUUUAUGGCGGUACUCGGCAUCCCCUCAGACUGUGAGUGACGUCACGCGGUCUAGCCCCGCCCACCAUGUCAUUCGUAAGCAAUUGCUAAUAUAUAUUCAACAGUUCUCUGCAAGAGAAAAUCCUUUGCACUAUAAAGCAUUUUUUAUACACAUAAUGCAAAAAUUAGUUGCAUUAUACAGUAUUUCAUAAUACAUAAUAGACUUUCAUCAAAAUAUACGAAAGAGUCCGUUUCGAAUGUGUAGUUGACGGCCAUAUUAACCGACUGUGAUUUAAAUAUAAAUCAAACUAUGUAUAUAGUCAGAGGGAUACUUCUCAGUGUAUAUUCUCUGCUAGUUUAUACAGUAAUACUGAACUUUGCUCCAGAAUGCUGGCUCCCAGGAAUCUUGACUUCCUAAAUCCUCUCUCAGGAAAAAGGCUUCCAUAAGCCUAGCGCCUGAACACCCAGUAAAUCCCUUGCUACAAGAAACAUUGUGAUAUAUAUAUAUUGCGUUGCGGUUAAGGAGACUGUAGUGUUAUGUGCGCUGCACUAGCUACAGGAAACAUUUAUUGUUGGUUUUCAAAAACACUGUUGAUCAAUUCCCCGGAAAUAUAUUGCUCAAGAACGGAUAGGUCAACAGGAAACAACUGAGGUACGAGAGCGUAUAGGUCCUAGCCAGGCUAGGCUCCGUCCCUAGCUGUAAUAUCUCAGCUCCUAGCCACGCUAGGCUCCGUCCCUAGUUACACUAUCUCAUCGAGCCACGGUAUUCAAGACAUUCAAACCUAGCCCCUAGUCACACUAUUACCCUAGCAAUAUCCUUAGUCAGGAUUCUAGUAUUUUUUUCCUGUCAGAUUAUCCAAGUCACUACUUUUGUGCGACAACUUAACUAUUUAUAGCUAGCGGCAUCUACCUUGCGACAUCUUAACUAGCUGGCGGCAUCUAACUUGGGACCCAAUUACCCGAGUCGUUAAGCAUGGCAUGCUAGGUCCUAGUCAUGCUAUAGCAAUCUCCUAGCAAUGCAAUUUAUGUGUUUUGUACAUGGAAGCGGUGGCCUAGCCCCCUAGCAAGACUCUCCCAGUCCCCAGUAAUCCUUACGAACUACCCUAGCACCUGACGAUGCUAACAAAACACCUAGCGACCCCUAGCACCUAAGGAAUUAUCCUAGGAUCUAAUGGUGUUGUCAUACUCCCUAAGAGACAAUUUCAUAGUAACGCUAUCCUAGUAUCGCUCUCCUAGCCCUGAGCGACGUCAGCCUAACCCCUAGCGGCGCCAGCCUAGCCCCUAGCGACGCAAGCCUAGCCUCUAGCGACGCCAAACUAGCCACUAGCGACGCAAGCCUAGCCUCUAGCGACGCCAGCCUAGCCCCUAGCGACGCCAGCCUAGCCUCUAGCGACGCCAGCCUAGCCCCUAACGACGCAAACCAAGCCUCUAGCGACGCAAACCUAGCCCCUAGCGGCGCAAGCCUAGCCUCUAGCGACGCCAGCCUAGCCCCUAGCGGCCCCAGGACCCCAGCAAGAUGAUGAGUUACAAGCAGUGGCUGGUGCUGCUGGGGAUGUACGUGGCCUUCAUGCUGAUGGGCGCCGUCGGGUUCCUCUACCUGGAGGAAGGCAAGGAACUGGAAGAGAUGAAGAACCUCCUGGACCUCAAGCAAAAAGUUAUUAGAGUGGUGUCCGAGCUGCACAACGGGUCGCGCGGGCCGGUGGAGGACAUGAUGAAGGCGGUGAGUGAGAAGUGUGACCAUGACUUCCUCCAGGAGAUCCAGGACCGACCCCUCACUUGGAGCCUCUGGAACUCCUUCUUCUUCACCUUCACCGUCAUCACCACCAUCGGAUACGGGCACAUGUACCCUGCCACGUCCGGGGGGCGGAUCUUCUGUAUCGUGUACGCCUUCGUCGGCGUCCCCUUCAACGGCAUCCUCGUCGCCUCCCUCGCCGACCUCUUCUCCUCCAAGGUGGUGAACCUGCAGGUGAGGAAGUACGCGAAGCGGUACCAGUCGUGGGUGAAGGUGGCGGCGGACACGCUGCUGUACAUGGUGCCCGGGAUGGUGGUGUUCCUCAUCGUGCCGGCCGCCGUCCUCACGCAGGUCGAGGAGGACUGGAGCUACCUCGACGCCUUCUACUUCGCCUUCAUCACCCUCACCACCAUAGGCUUCGGGGACCACGUGGCAGGCAUGCAGGAGAAGGCGCAGGUGUGGCUGUGGUUGUAUAAGAUAGUGAUGGUUGUAUGGAUCUUCUUCGGUCUGGGCUACAUCAUCAUGAUCAUCACUUUCAUCCAGAAGGCUCUUCAGUCCAAGCAGGUUCACAACGUGGAGAGGAAGUUGGCGUCAGCGCUCAAGCGGAGGACCAACAGACUCAACGCUAAUGUCCAUCGAGACCUCAAGCGUCUGAGGAUGGCGGUGAUCGCACUUGGGGUGACGAGAGUCCAGCCGUUGUACAUAGACGGGGAUGUGGAGGAGGAGGGGCAGACGGUGAUGGUGAGGGAGAUUAAGAGGCGAGCCUCAAGCAAGCAGUCCUUCAGGACCUCCAUCAGCGGCUCGCCGCCUUCCACGCCCAUCUCCAGGAGCCACAGCAUGAGCCACACCCACACGCUCACACGCUCCAUCUCUGAGUCCCAGCUAAACGACGUGUGUAAGGCUCGUGUGGAGGAGUUGGAGUCUCUCAGCAACAUCAACAUGCUGCUGGACAUGGUGGAGACCAUGGUGCAGGAGCGUAACGCCAUGGCCGCUGAGGACAUGCAGCACGAGUUUCGACAAAUCGUGGAGGCCGAGGAUGUGCCCCCAGUUGACGAUGAUUCCUUCGGCGAGUCUGACGAGACGUACGCCGUCCAUGAGCUGCCUCUAGCGCUCGAGACGGGAUUCCUCAACCAGGCGUUCAUCGACGACGAGGGCAGAGUCGUCGACAAACGCCGCUCCCUGGAGGACACCCGGCGGGACGCAAAUACCUCCCUGCAUGGCAGACUGCAGAAGAAAUUGCAGUUGUUGCUGCAUGGGAGGUACCCACGGAAGACGUCCCUUCCGGAGUGUGCUCAGAGUUCCGUUUCAUAUAAGUCCCCCUGGAGGAUACGUCCCGAAGGUGACUGCGAGGCGUGGGGGCUCGACACUCCUCACAACACCACAAACACCAACUGUAUGGAAAUUAUGCGGCCUUUGAGUCACUCAGUUCCUGGACGCAUCAAGACCCACGCGGAAGAAGCUCGUCCGCACCUAAGCUCCGUGUUUACGCAUCGGGAAGCCGGCCAGAACGGGACGUGCAAGUCACAAGAACACACCCUCACCAAUGGUGUCCAAAAUUUAAACAAGGUGCUUAGCAGUCAGAGUAUGUCUGAAGGUUUCAGUGAGCCACAGCCCACGCCUCCGGGAGAGUACCAGUCCCCCAUGAACAUCUUCACUCAGUGGAUGCUACAGAGUGAGGGCCGGAGAGACCCGGGCCAGGCGAGGCAUCACCACCAUAACAACACGAACCACCACAAGGAAAAAGAUGAGACGGUAAAGAAUGAACACACUCGCUUGUGACGGUAGCCUACCAGGCAGCUGUUAGCUGGCUCAUGCCAACAGGCAGCUGGGUCAUGCCAACAGGCAGCUGGCUCAUGCCACCAGGCAGCUGGGUCAUGCCAACAGGCAGCUGGAUCAUGCCAACGAAGACCACAUCAACCACAAUUUGCUCAAUGGGUCUUCAACUUCAAGCCAUCACUUCCAAUUUUAAAAAGAAAGCAUUUUUUUUUAUUUUUCCCUCUUGAUGUGUUUUGAAACCUAAUUUGAAACUACUUCUUAUGUAUGACAAAUAUAUAGUAUUAUAUACAUAUAUAAUAUAUUUUAAUAUAAUAUAUUAAAAGUAUAAAAUAUAUACGACAGCAAAAACUCUUAUAGAUCUUAAAACCCAGUUAAGGAAUUGUAAAGUGUUGAGAAAGCGUGUGAUGGAGCUCAAAUGUGUCACUUUAAGAAAGAUGGCGCUGUUGAAGAAUUUGUGAUCUGGGACUUUAUGGAAGAGGCUUGACCCAAGACUGUAGUGUACAGUAUCAUAAUUCUGCACAUUCCGGACAGUGUAUUAAAAUAUGUACAGUGUAUAAAAUAAAUAUAUGUACCUGAUGAGCACACACUGUGCCAAAUUAUGUAUACAUAUGUGAUGAAUAAUGUGAAAAUAUAGGACCUAGAAAGCAAGUGAAACAUAAACUAUUUGAGAUGUGUUGAAAUAUUCCAAAAAGCAUUAAAGCGCUUCAUGUUUCAUUCCCCGUCGUGAUAUAUAUAUAUAUAUAUAUAUAUAUAUAUAUAUAUAUAUAUAUAUAUAUAUAUAUAUAUAUAUAUAUAUAUAUAUACACAUUAUUGAAUUUGUCUAAAGAUUUAUGGAGAAGUAAUAAACAUUUUUGGACAAUUGAUGUGUCAUAUAAACGGGUUAAUGUGUCAUUCUAAAAUUAUUGGGACCAAAAAAACAAUUGUAUCCAAUUAAACCAAUUUAGGGACCAUAACAAAUUCGUUUUGAAGACUAAAUAAUUAAUUUUCACUUAUAAUUUAGGAACCAAAUUACAAAGCUUAUCAAUAUUUUACUUUAUCCUGAGAGUAACAGUUAUCGUGUCUGUGAUCGAUGUGAGGUCCUAACAAUCUAUUUUCUGAGCCACUGAUAAAGAUGAAGGUAUUCAGUUACCUUCGACAAUAAGUUGUUAAUUACCUGUAACUAUAGAUUAUAAGGAAUAUGUUCUCGCAAGAGAGUAAUAGGAAUCUAGGAGUCUGGAACAGUUCUUGUGAAGAGUUUCAUGUAUAAUGUAAAGGUUUCAAAACCCUUUUAAUGGUCUGAUAUGAAACUUGGUUCUUUGGCGUUUCACUCGAUUUAAAGUUUCUGUGAUCCAAUGGAGAAUUUGUCUUGGACAAAGCCAUCACUUUUAGAAAGGUUAUAGGAUCUGAAUGCCUUAAAUUUUUUAUUUAUCAGUCAGACUGAUAAAAUGAAAAGUAUCUGUGUGUAUCUAUAAAUUUGUCAUUCCUAUGGAUAUGUCACUAAGUAUAUGUGUAGGCGUAUAGGUUAAUAGUCACGACUUAUAUCCGUCCAAAGACCAUAGUUCAAUCCCAUUCCAUUGCCUCUGGAGACCCCAAGGAUGUGAGUCCGAUCUCAUUCCAUUGCUUCAUUAAUUUCUAACAGAAACGUCACAUAGUAAUUUCACUGUGCAUUUGCUGUAGUGUGAGGUUGUAGACUCCACCUCACACCACUUGGUGGCGUGUGAGGCGGGAACCUGAGGCGCACCUGGCAUGUUGGAGGUGCUGUUAUAUGCGGUGAUAAUAUUUUCUAACACAGGAACAGUGUAUAAUUUGGCAAUAUUAGGCGCCUCCAGGCAUAUUUGAGUGCCUCCAGGCAUAUUUAAGAGGCUCUAGGCAUAUUUUAGGCACAACAGUCAUCUGGGUAAUAAUGUAAACUAUAAAAUACAACAAGCGCGAGCCGCUGUGUACAUGGUGUGCUGUGAAGCCUAGUGAGGUGUGGUGUGUAGCCUAUGUGAAACUUAGCGAGGUGUAAUGUGAAGCCUAGCGGGGUGUGCUAUGAAGCCUAGCGAGGACGACCCCAUACACACCCAGCAUUAUACGCAGCUCUCAAUACAACAAUACAUCUCGGGGUUUGUCUUGGCGAUACAAAACCAGUGAUUAUAAUAUAUAAGGUGAAUAUAAUAGAGAAUAGAAGGUGAAUAUAAUAUAAUAUACUGAGCGAGUGAAUAUAAUAGAUUAGACGGUUUAGUGCCAUUUUUAUGAAUAAAUAUUUAACUGUUUUAUCAAUACUGUAUUGUGGAAUGCUGUUAGACCAGAAACUCGUUAGAAUAUAUGGUAGAUUAGUCAAAUUUAGAAAGAUAAUACUGGACAGGUUAGAAAUAAAAUAUUUUGGCGUUAGAGUAUUGAUAAUUACUUGGGUAUAUGUGCUACACGGCCUUCCCGGUUUGGUGCCUUAUUUUGAUAAUUAUUUACUUACUUGGGUAUAUAAAUAGGACCUUUUUUUUUGAAGGGAUAUUCCUGCGCGGGGCCUAAGCCUCUGGCUGGCCCCCUGUGCGGGCCCUAAGCCUCUGGCUGGCCCCCUGGGCGGGCCCUAAGCCUCUGGCUGGCCCACUGUGCGGGUCCU